Molecule: messenger RNA, 2250 nt
Organism: Tilletiaria anomala UBC 951
Lineage: Eukaryota; Fungi; Basidiomycota; Exobasidiomycetes; Georgefischeriales; Tilletiariaceae
Exons: 6
Coding region: 1-2250 (749 amino acids)
Cellular component (GO): mitochondrion
Molecular function (GO): methylcrotonoyl-CoA carboxylase activity; metal ion binding; ATP binding
Source: RefSeq, a predicted model, not a curated record
AUGCGUCAAAGAGCAACACUGGCGGCAGCUUCGCAGGCCGCUUCAUCACACCGCGCGUCCGCGUGCUCCUCAUCCUCUGCCACCGCAAGCCGCAAACCGCUCCCCCGCAAGAUCUUGAUCGCUAACCGAGGCGAAAUCACCGUGCGCAUAAUUCGCACCUGCCGACAACUUGGCAUAGCAACUGUCGCAGUGUACUCGGAAGCAGACGCAAAUGCCAUGCACGUCAAGAUGGCAGAUGAGGCCUAUUGCAUCGGUCCAGCCCCUAGUGCAGAGAGCUACCUCAAGAUGGACAGGAUCGUCGAGGUCGCCAAAAUGACUGGGGCAGAAAUGAUUCACCCAGGCUAUGGUUUCCUAUCUGAGGCAGCCGAGUUCGCUGACCUGCUGGCAGCCUCGGGAAUCGAGUUCAUCGGUCCCCCUUCCGCUGCAAUCCGUGCGAUGGGCUCAAAAUCCGCCUCAAAAGAAAUUAUGCUUGCAGCCGGCGUCCCAUGCGUACCAGGCUACCACGGCGCCGGCCAAUCCCUGGAGCUCCUGCAAGCCGAGGCAGACAAGAUCGGAUACCCGGUGCUGAUCAAGGCCGUCAAGGGUGGUGGGGGAAAGGGUAUGAAGAUCGCAACGUCCGCGCAGGAAUUUCGCGAGCAGCUCGAGAGUGCGCAGCGCGAAGGCGCUAAGUCCUUCGGCGACCCCACGGUGCUGCUGGAAAGGUACCUCACCAAACCUCGCCACGUCGAGGUGCAGGUUAUGUGCGACAAGUUCGGCAACGCCAUCUACGUCUGGGAGAGGGACUGCAGCGUGCAGAGGCGGCAUCAAAAGAUCAUCGAAGAGGCGCCUGCGCCGGGAUUGAGCGAGGAGCUGAGGAGGGACCUCGGAGAGAAAGCCGUCGCUGCGGCCAAAGCUGUUGAUUACGUCGGCGCGGGGACGGUCGAGUUUUUGCUGGAUGCAGAGACUAUGGGUUUCCACUUUUGCGAGAUGAACACGCGUUUGCAGGUCGAGCACCCUAUCAGCGAGAUGAUCUCCGGACUCGACCUGGUCCAGCUGCAGCUGGAGAUCGCAGCCGGAAACCCGCUCACGCUGACGCAGGCUGACGUGCAGCGCAACGGUCACGCGUUCGAGGCGCGCAUCUACGCCGAGAACACUCGCGCCAACUUCCUGCCAGAUGUCGGGCUGUUGCGCCACGUGCGCCUCCCGCCAACGUCCGAGACGGUCCGCGUCGACACGGGCUUCGGCAGCGGCGACGAGAUUAGCGUGCAUUACGACCCGAUGAUCGCCAAGCUAAUCGUACACGGCGCCGAUCGUAAGGAUGCGCUGCGGAGACUCAGCCGGGCGCUCGAGCAGUACGAGGUCGUCGGACCGAAGACCAAUAUCGAAUUCCUCAAGAACCUCGCCAGCCACCAUGCGUUCAUCGACGGCAAGGUCGAGACUGCAUUUAUCGGGAAAUACGGACACGAGCUGCAGCCGCCCAUCCCUCCCCCAAGUGCGACAGCGCUCGCCAACGCAGCGCUCUACCUCGCGCUGCGCGACGCUCACGCCGUCGCCGCGACUGCUGCGGGCGCGUCCGUCUGGACGCGGCUCAGCGGCUUCCGCAACACACCGUCGCAGCUAGCGUCGCGCGUCUUCGAGUUCCGCGCCACAGCGGCGGGGACUGAGGGGGCCAAGGAGGAGGCGCCGGUUAAGUCAAUCGUCACGCUUGAGCCGGUCGCGCUCAGCGGUGAUCGAUUUAACCUCGUUGUCGAGCAUGGCGCGCAGGGUAAGGAGAAGCAGGUGUACACAAACGUCCAUGCGCGUCUCUCCUCGCCUUCCCCAACAUUGGCAGGAGCGGUAGAAGACCAUACUCCCGCCUUCGCUCUCACACGACGGUCAACCACGACGGUGAUUUCGCGCAAGCCGACGCGUGCCGAGGCAGCCACGAGCGGGCGGUCGUCCGAGAAGCUGGACAUCUUCGUUGACGGCGUUCAGGUUGAGCUCGAGGUCGCUGGGCCCGCGUGGUUGGACGAGGUGCUGGGUCGCAAGGAAUCGGCAAAGGGGAGUGUCAUCUGCCCCAUGCCGAGCAAGGUGGUGGAUGUGCGUGUCAGAGUCGGACAGGAGGUUGAAGAGGGCGAUGUGGUGAUUGUGUUGGAAGCUAUGAAGACUGAACACGUCCUCCGUGCGCCGAAAUCGGGUAAAGUGGCCAAAGUGGCCGUCUCCUCUCCAGGCGAGCUCGUCGCCGAAGGCGUCGAGCUUGUCCAGUUCGAGGAGACAGAUGACAGCGCGUAA